UAUCUCUUUAUACAUUCAUUGUUGUUUUGUUUUGUUUUGUUUCUCUCUUCAGUCGUCUUGAUUGCUUCUACCAUUGUUGCUUUCUAUUGGGUCAUGAAUUUGGGUACUUGAAUUGGGCAAUGGAUGGAUGUGAAUGAAUACUGUGAGAUUUCUGUUAUUACUUUUCUGCUUGGUAUGGAUUUGAGUUAGAUUGUGCUUCUGUGACGUUGUAUUGGAUAAGUCAGGCAUGAUUAGCGUAUUUCUGAGAUUUUAAUUAUGUUUGAUGCUUGUGCUAGGGCACUAAACAAGACCAAAUCGACAUAUGAAUUUGAAUUGUGUUUUUCUUUAAUUUCCUAUUGUUGGGUAGCUUCAGGUGUUAGCAUUGUGAGAGGAAACCAACAAGAUUUGCUCUUAAGGAAAUUUAUGAACCAUCAACUAAGAUAAAAAUAUUUACUUUCGUCUAGUAAUCAGCCUUUAUCAAUUACGGAAAAUUUAUUUAAUUUCUUAUCUGUCUAAUAAUCAGCCUGUUUAAAUUGAUGGCUUGGUAUGUUACCAUGUUUGCAUUUUAUGAUACUUUAGAAAAGAUGCUUCCAAAUCAUGCUGCAAAAGUUAUCCGUGGUCACUGCUAGUGCUAGGGCAUACUGAUGAGUCCUAUACUUAAUAUAUCUUCUUUUAAAUUCUCCCGCACACUCUAACCAUCCACAUAAACACCCCCAAUCAACUGCCCUGCCUCCAAAUCUGUGAAAAAUAUGCACUGAGAAGCCACCUGCAUUUGCUAGAGUUGCUGGUGGUUCUAGCUCUUCUUUCAUUUGCUGGGGAUACUUCUCCAAGGCUUUUGAAAUGCUCGUAGAUUGUGAUCCUCUUGCCUUCAUAUUUUUCCAUUUGGUGUUGCAAACCAUUAUUGCAGACUGUCUCAUUAUCGACUGCUACUCUGAUCUUUUAAGGGGCAAGAAUGACUACGCAUAGUAUGUUGGAUAUUGCUUUAAAUGAUAUACUUCGGGUGGUCACACCAUUACAAGAAGAUUGGAAUAUACGAUUUGCAAUUAUUAACGACAUAAGAAGCAUUGUUGAAUCUGUGGAAAGCUUGAGAGGAGCAACUGUUGAGCCAUUUGGGUCAUUUGUAUCUAAUCUCUUCACCCGAUGGGGUGACUUGGAUAUUUCAAUUGAGCUAUCAAAUGGUUUGCAUAUUUCAUCUGCUGGGAAAAAACAAAAACAAACUUUAUUGGGGGAAGUUUUAAAAGCUUUGAGAAUGAAAGGUGGAGGGAGCAACUUGCAGUUCAUCCCCAAUGCACGAGUUCCCAUUUUAAAAUUUAAAAGCAACCGUCAGGGUGUAUCUUGUGAUAUUUCAAUUAAUAACCUGCCAGGCCAAAUGAAAUCCAAGAUUUUGCUUUGGAUGAACAAGAUAGAUGGCCGCUUUCAUGAUAUGGUUUUACUGGUCAAGGAAUGGGCCAAAGCACACAAAAUCAAUAACUCUAAAGCUGGAAGUUUCAACUCCUAUUCCCUAAGUUUACUUGUCAUAUUUCAUUUUCAGACAUGUGUUCCUGCAAUCUUACCACCACUCAAAUAUAUAUACCCUCGCAACAUGGUUGAUGAUCUUAAAGGGGUUAGAGCUGAUGCUGAGAAUCGUAUCACAGAAACAUGUAAUGCUAGUAUAAACCAGCACAUAUCAAACAAGGGAAGGUCAAUUAAUAAAAAGUCCGUGCGUGAUCUUUUUGUUGAAUUCUUAGGAAAGUAUGCUCAGAUGGAUUCAUGGGCGUCAAAUUUGGGAAUUUGCCCGUACACUGGACAAUGGGAGCAGAUAGAGAACAACACAAUUUGGUUACCCAAGACUUACUCUAUAUUUGUUGAGGAUCCCUUUGAGCAGCCGCAAAAUACUGCAAGAUCUGUCAGUGCAGGACAACUGAAGAAGAUAAGCGAGGCCUUUUCAAAAUCAUACUCCUUUCUUUCCUCGAACAAUCAUAAUCUAAAUUCACUUUUGACCAUGUUAGCACCACCACAUGUAGUAAAAUCUAUCACAGGUAUUCAAAAUUACAACGGAAGUUACUUUCACCCAACUCAGCCAAAAGUACAGAGAGUAAUGCGCCCUCCACCGCAGUUACAACGUCAUUUUCAAUAUGCCAGUCCAGGAACAAGCUCCAACAGUUCAGCUUCAAAUGGACAUAUGCAGAUGCCUAGAGGAACAAACUUUAGCAUUCCAUCUUCAAAUGGACAUAUGCAGAUGCCUAGAGGAACAAACUUUAGCAUUCCAUCUUCAAAUGGGUAUAUUCAAAUGCCUAGAGGAACAAGCUUCAACAUCCCAUCUUCUUAUGGGCAUAUGCAAAUGCCUAGAGUAACAAGCUUCAAUAUUCCACCUUCAAAUGGGCAUAUACAGAUGCCUAGAGGAACAAGUAUCAGCAGUUCAUCUUCAAAUGGGCAUAUACAGAACCCUAGAGAAAUUAAGAAGCCUAGAGAAACCAACUUCAACAAUGCAUCUUCAAAUGGGCAUGUACCGGUGAAUAAAGGCCAGCAGAUGUGGAGGCCAAAGAGUUAAAGAGGAUCUUUAUAUAUCAUUCAGAAGUUCAGCUUUGAACAGGUUUUGACUAUUGUCUCGGUGUACUUGUUAAUACAAGUGUUUGGAAGAAUAGGGUUACGGUGUUUUUGCGCCCAUGGGCAUCAAAAUUAAACGUGUAGAUAUUACAUGAAGUUUUGGUGGGCAUCAUAUUGACAUUUAUACACCUCUUAUGUACUUGUUGUAAAGCACAACUUUACAUAUGAACCAUGAACUGUUUUGCUAGUU
Vigna angularis (adzuki bean) is the source of this 2755-nucleotide messenger RNA. RefSeq names its product protein HESO1. The transcript is spliced from 9 exons. The coding region runs from base 932 to 2509 and encodes 525 amino acids. NCBI's taxonomy places the organism in Eukaryota, Viridiplantae, Streptophyta, Magnoliopsida, Fabales, Fabaceae. The record is from RefSeq and is a predicted model, not a curated record. Gene Ontology annotation, molecular function: RNA uridylyltransferase activity.